AUGAGUUUUAAUAAUAAUAAUAAUAUUAUUAAUAAUAGUAAUAAUAAUAACAACAAUAAUAAUAAUAAUAAAAAAGAAUCAAUUACAGAUAGAUUUAAUAAAAUUAAAGAAGAAGAGGAUAAAAAAGAAAAUGUUAUAAAUCAAGAUGCAAAAGAUAUUAAAGAAAUUUUAAAAUUAAAUGGUGAAAAUUAUAGUUUAGAGCAAUUGGAAAAAAGAAGAUUAUAUUUAGAAAGAGAAAUUGUUGAAAUUAAUAAAGCUUUAACAACAAAGAAAAUUCCUCCACCGAUCGAAAAAGACCCAUGGUAUAAAAAAUAUCCAUUAAUAAAUUCAGUUGUUACACAUCCAGAUUUUAAAGUUUUAGCAGAUCAAAUUAGUAUUAUGUCAUUUGCUGGUUUAAUAGUGGGUGGUGCUCAUGGUUUUUCAGUUGGUAAUAAAUAUUUAAGAGAUUCAAUUGCAAAAAAUGCUCAUAGUCCAUUAUCAAUGUCAUCUAUUCAAUUAAAUUCAAAAAAAACACUCGGUUUACUAGUUGUUAGAAAUGCAUUCGUUUUUAGUUAUAGAUGUGGUAUUUAUACAACAGUUUUUUGUGGUGUUGAGACAUUAUUAAGACAUAAUGCAGGCGAUUCAGUUCUUAACUCAAUUGCUGGUGGUACAGCAGCAGGUUUUUUAGCAGGUUUUCAUUUAAGAAAAAGAGGAAAUUUAGCUAUUCCAAUAUUAAUGGGUUUAGGUUCGUCAAUGGGUUGUUUAAUGGGUUGUGCUGACAUGUUAAAUAAAAAGAUUGUCAGUAGUUUAAAAAAAUUUACUGGUCGAUCAGAUUAA
Molecule: messenger RNA, 816 nt
Organism: Dictyostelium purpureum
Lineage: Eukaryota; Evosea; Eumycetozoa; Dictyosteliales; Dictyosteliaceae
Exons: 2
Coding region: 1-816 (271 amino acids)
Source: RefSeq, a predicted model, not a curated record